AUGUCCACGUCUGCCGCUCCCGUUGACCCAGUGGAGCAAUCCAAAAAGUUGUGUGCAUAUGCUGCCGUGCAGGACAACCUGAAGCCACACCACAGAAUCAUUGGUAUUGGAUCCGGAUCCACUGUAGUGUAUGUAGCCGAGUGUAUUGGCAAGAUGCCAAACAAGGCGGAGUUUGUGUGUGUUCCUACGGGGUUCCAGUCCAAACAGUUGAUUAUUGAUAACAAGAUCCAGUUGGGAGGUUUGGAGGAAAACCCUACGAUUGAUAUUGCAUUUGACGGUGCCGACGAGAUCGACUCCGGAUUGAACUGCAUCAAAGGUGGCGGUGCAUGUCUUUUGCAGGAGAAGCUUGUUGCAGACUCGUCGGAGAACUUCAUCAUUGUUGCAGAUGAUCGUAAAAACACGGGUGUGUUGGGCAAGGGCUGGAAGAAGGGCAUUCCGAUUGAGGUCAUUCCAAAUGCGUACAACAAGAUCAUCAAGGAGCUAACGGCACUGGGUGGCGCUCCGAAGGUCAGACCGGGUGCUCCUGCAAAGGCGGGACCUGUCAUCACCGACAACGGCAACUUUAUCAUCGACUGCGACUUUGGUGAGAUUCCCGCUGCUAAGGUGGCGGACUUGAACUCGAAGAUCAAGGCGAUGGUCGGUGUGGUGGAGACCGGUUUGUUUGUCGGCAUGGCACAGAAGGCCUACAUAGGUAACGCCGACGGGACUGUCACCACGUUGACUGUUUGA
Messenger RNA from Pichia membranifaciens NRRL Y-2026, 729 nucleotides. RefSeq lists its product as hypothetical. NCBI's taxonomy places the organism in Eukaryota, Fungi, Ascomycota, Pichiomycetes, Pichiales, Pichiaceae. The coding region runs from base 1 to 729 and encodes 242 amino acids. The transcript has a single exon. Gene Ontology annotation, biological process: pentose-phosphate shunt, non-oxidative branch; D-ribose metabolic process. Gene Ontology annotation, molecular function: ribose-5-phosphate isomerase activity. The record is from RefSeq and is a predicted model, not a curated record. Gene Ontology annotation, cellular component: intracellular membrane-bounded organelle.